GGGUACAAAUUUGCCCAGCUGAAGGAAUGUCUCAAAUUGCAGGGGGCGCCUUUGGGGCCAGAAGGACAAGAUAGGCGUCCGGCAGCCGUGUCGCCCGUUCCGCAGGCAUCAUGGGCCAGGACACCGAGGUGGACCCAGAAGAAGUGGAGCUCAACCAUCUGGUAUCCGAGAUGCAGCUGAGGAACGUGGCGCCCGGGGCGGCCAGCGGCACCGAGAACGGUAUGGUGAAGAUCAAGGUGGCUGCCACUGAGGUGGCGACGCCCAAGUUCAGGGGCCUGUCUAAAGAAGAGCUGCUGAAGGUGGCGGGCAGUCCCGGCUGGGUGUGCACGCGCUGGGCGCUGCUGGUGCUCUUCUGGGUCGGCUGGCUCAGCAUGCUGGCUGGGGCCGUGGUCAUCAUCUUGCGGGCGCCACGCUGCCGCGAGCUGCCGGAACAGAGCUGGUGGCACAAGGGCGCCCUGUACCGCAUCAGCAACCUUCAGGCAUUCCAAGGCCAGGAUGCGGGCGCCCUGGCUGGCCUGAAGGAGCGGCUGCAAUACCUGAGCACCCUCAAAGUGAAGGGCAUCGUGUUAGGCCCAAUUCACAAGAACCAGAAAGAUGACAUCGAUGGGACCAACUUGGAACAGAUCGACCCCACUUUUGGCUCCAAGGAAGAUUUGGACACUCUCCUGCAGUUGGCCAAGAAAAAGGGCCUCCGGGUCAUCCUGGACCUCACUCCCAACUACAGGGGCCAGAAGUGGUUCCUUCCCAGUCAGAGUGACACGGUGGCCACCAAGAUGAGGGACGCUCUGCAGUUUUGGCUGCAGGCUGGCGUGGCCGGGUUCCAGAUUCGGGAUGUGGAGACUCUGGUGGAUGGGCCAUCAUACUUGGCCGAGUGGCACAACAUCACCAAGAACUUCAGUGAGGAUAGGCUCCUGAUUGCAGGGACUGAGUCGGCCAGUCUUGAGGAGAUCCGGAGGCUGCUCAGCGUGAACAGGGACGUGUUGUUGACCAGCUCGUACCUGUCAGCCUCUGGUUUCACUGGGAAGCAGACAGAAGAGCUGGUCACCCAGUAUCUGAAUGCCACGGACAAUCGCUGGUGCAGCUGGAGUCUGUCUCAGGCCGGGCUCCUGGCUUCUGCGGUGCCAGCGCACCUCCUCCGACUCUACCACCUGCUGCUCUUCACCCUGCCGGGCACCCCGGUGUUCAGCUCCGGGGAUGAGAUUGGCCUGAAGGCAGCGGCCCUUCCCGGACAGCCAGCAAAGGCGCCAGUGAUGCUGUGGGAUGGAUCCAGCUCCACCAACAGCUCAGGGCCUGGGAGCUCCAACAUGACAGUGCAGGAGCAGAGCAAGGAUCCCGACUCCCUCCUCACUCUAUUCUGGCGCCUGAGCGAUCUUCGGGGCAAGGAGCGCGCCCUGCUGCAUGGAGACUUCCACGUCCUCUCCUCGGGGCCAGACCUCUUCUCCUACCUCCGCCAGUGGGACCAGAACAAGCGUUUCCUGGUGGUGCUCAACUUUGGGGAUGUGGCCCAAGCUGCCAGGUUGGGGGCAUCUGGCCUGCCUGCCAGCGUCAGCCUGCCUGCCAGGGCCGACCUGCUGCUCAGCACUGAGCCAGGCCGUGAGGACGGCGCCCCUGUGGAGCUGGAGCUCCUGAGCCUGAAGCCCCACGAGGGGCUGCUGCUCCACUUCCCCUACGUGCCUGGGGCCCCGGCCCUUUCCUUCCACUGCCCCAGACAUAUGGGCUCUGGCAUCUCUGUCUUUUUUUAAUUUUAAUUUUAAAGAUUUUUGAAAAGAUUUUAUUUUUGUACAGAGGGGGGUGGGAGGGAAAAAGAGAAGGAAAUUUCAAUGUGUGGUUGCUUUUUGGGCGUCCCUUAUCGGGAAUUUGACCAGCAACCCAGGUAUGUGAGCUAAUCUGGGAUUGGAACCUGCAACCCUUUGGUUGGCGAGUCCGUGUUCAAUCCAGUGAGCCACACCAGUCAGGGGUAUUAUUAUUUUUUAAUAUGUAUUUAUUUACAGGAAGGGGAAGGCAGAAUAAAGAGAGGGAGAGAAACAUCAGUGUGAAAGAGAACAUCAGUUGGGUGCUGCUUGCAGGCCCAAACCAGGGACCUGGCCUGCAAUCCAGGCAUGUGCCCCGAUGGAGAAUCAAACCAGCAACCUUCUGGUUCACAGGCCGGUGAUCAAAACACUGAGCCAGACCAGCCAGGGAAAGAUUUUAUUUUUAGAGAGGGGAAGGCAGAAGGAAGAGUGGGAGAGGAACAUCGAUGUGUGAGGGACACAGUGAUGGGUUCACAAGCCCUCAAUGGGGGACCUGGCCCACAACCCGGGCGUGCUCCCUGACUGGGAUGCAAACCAGUGACCUCUAGUUUUGCAAGCCGGAGCUAACCUAGUGCAGGCCACUAAGCCACAGCAUCCAGGACUUUGUUUGUUUGUUUGUUUUACUAUUACAGGUAAUAGAUGAACUCUCAGUAGUUUGUGUUCUAGUUUCAAAUAAAAGUCAGCACUGCC
Artibeus jamaicensis (Jamaican fruit-eating bat) is the source of this 2480-nucleotide messenger RNA. RefSeq names its product 4F2 cell-surface antigen heavy chain-like. Lineage: Eukaryota; Metazoa; Chordata; Mammalia; Chiroptera; Phyllostomidae. The record is from RefSeq and is a predicted model, not a curated record. The coding region runs from base 111 to 1742 and encodes 543 amino acids. Gene Ontology annotation, biological process: amino acid transport; carbohydrate metabolic process. The transcript has 9 exons.